Molecule: messenger RNA, 1323 nt
Organism: Selaginella moellendorffii
Lineage: Eukaryota; Viridiplantae; Streptophyta; Lycopodiopsida; Selaginellales; Selaginellaceae
Exons: 1
Coding region: 391-1164 (257 amino acids)
Source: RefSeq, a predicted model, not a curated record
GCCAAUUCGCCAGCGGUGGAAGAGCGCCAGGACAGUGGAGUAGUGGGAUUUGGAUCGAUCGCUGGAUCCAUUUUGGAUCGAUUGGGCGCCAGGAGGGCAAAAUCUCGCUCACAGGUUUGUGUUUCGAUUCAUCCAGCCGCGAGGAGGUGGAAAGAAUUGGCAAGAGCGAGAGGAAGAAGAAGCAAAACAAAAAAAAAAAAAAAAUUAUCAGGCGCAUCGACGGUUUUGAUCGCCCUUGCAUUUAGCUAGAGGCGGUUUCUUCCUCUCUCGCGGUGGUUUCCAAGAAUCAAGAUAGGUUUGGGGGAAGUUCUAGCUAGCGCUAGCGAGGAUUUUGGGGAGCUGGAGCUGUGAUCGAUCGAUAAUCUACCGACAGGCGCUCUGGAUCGCCAGAUGAUGGCUAGGGUUGGGAGAGCCGAUGCGCUCGCCGCCCAGCGCGAGGGGAUCUCCAGCCUGAGCAGCGUGAUCAGGGAUCACCGGAUGGCAAUGGGAAGCACCAGCCGGCGGGACAGGCUCCUGGGCGUGAAUUCCUCGCUGGAUUUCAAUGGGAGCUCGAGCGAAGCUAGCGAAUUCAAGGAAGAGGAUGUCUGGGGGAUUGUUCCAGCGGCGGUGGAGCGCAGCAAAUCCUCGCUGAGCUUGGAGGACGUGGUGUCGGAUCACCAUUCCACCUCCAGCUUGGUGGGAUCGUCGGGCAAGCGCGGCCUUGCGCUGGAUUACUCCUCUGGAGCUCUCGGCCUCUCCUCGAUCGCUCGCAGCAGCUCCACUGCUUCUUCCGGCGGUGGAGGCGGGCGAGUGACAUCGGCGUCGAGGAUGAUCCCGCAGAGGGUGGCGGGCUCCGGUGUUGGUGGCGGCGGCGGCGGAAAGGCGGCGAUCCAGCACCAAUCCGCGCCAGUGAACGUCCUGGACUGGUCGAGGAUCCUCGGCAGCAAGAACAAGGAUCGCUCCUCCGGCAAUUUUGGAGAGGAUGGAACCGCUGGUGGCGUGGUCGACGAUCUAGAGGAUGAUGAAGACGAGAAUUUCUCGGUGGAGAAGCUCCCUCCUCACGAGCUCGUCGCGAGGAGCCAGACCACCACCUUCUCGGUAUUCGAGGGCGCCGGGAGGACGCUCAAAGGCCGGGAUUUGAGCCGCGUGAGGAAUGCCGUGCUCAAGCAAACGGGCUUCCUCUAGACCUCUUCCUCCAUCGCCCAAGAACACAAGAAAAAAAAAAAAAAAAAACCCGAAAACAAGAGAAGAAAACAAACAAAAAGAAUUGGAGCUGUCUAGAGCUCAUCGAUAAUUCAUCGUUUUUUGAGAGAUCAAUCUCAUCAAUGAUUUCAAUCACACAAG